UGAAUACGGUGCGCGUCCAGUGUGUCGCUCCGUCUACCGCAGACACAAAAUAAAACAAAAUGGCUUCAAGGGACCCUGCCUCUGAUCAACUUGUUGAUUUUAAGAAAAGUGUAAAGGAUUCACCUGGUUAUAUCACCACUAAAUAUGGUGCGCCUGUUGGAGUCAAGACUGCUAUUCAAACUGUUGGAAAGAAUGGUCCAGCCCUGCUCCAAGAUGUCCUGUUUUUGGAUGAAAUGUCCUCCUUUGAUAGGGAGCGUAUCCCAGAAAGAGUUGUUCAUGCUAAAGGAGCAGGUGCAUUUGGUUACUUUGAAGUAACCCAUGACAUUAGUAAGUACUCAGCAGCCAAAGUGUUUGAAGGUAUAGGUAAGAAAACACCUAUAGCCGUUAGGUUCUCUACUGUCGGAGGUGAAAGUGGUUCUGCUGAUACUGUCAGAGAUCCUCGAGGUUUUGCGGUGAAAUUCUAUACCGAUGAUGGAAUUUGGGAUCUUGUUGGAAACAACACGCCUAUCUUUUUCAUUAGAGACCCUACUCUAUUCCCAAGUUUCAUUCACACACAGAAGAGAAAUCCUGCAACCCACUUGAAGGAUGCUGAUAUGUUCUGGGAUUUCAUGACCUUAAGACCUGAGACCAUGCAUCAACUUCUUUAUAUGUUUGGUGACCGAGGUAUUCCAGAUGGCUAUCGGUUUAUGAACGGAUAUGGGUCCCACACAUUCAAACUUGUAAAUGCUCAAGGUGUGGCACACUGGGUUAAAUUCCAUUACAAGACCAAUCAAGGCAUUAAAAACUUACCAGUAGACAAGGCUGCUCAACUUGCUUCUUCUGAUCCCGACUAUUCUAUUAGAGACCUUUACAAUGCUAUUGCAAAAGGUGAUUUCCCAUCUUGGACAUUUUACAUUCAAGUUAUGACAAUGGCGCAAGCUGAAAGCUGUAAAUUUAAUCCAUUUGAUCUUACGAAAGUCUGGCCUCAUGCGGAGUAUCCCCUGAUUCCGGUUGGAAAAUUGGUUUUAGACAGAAACCCGAAAAAUUACUUCGCAGAGGUUGAACAAAUUGCCUUUAGUCCAUCAAACUUGAUACCUGGUAUUGAGCCAUCACCUGAUAAAAUGUUACAGGGACGUCUUUUUGCUUAUAGUGACACUCAUCGUCACCGACUUGGUGCAAAUUACCUUCAAAUUCCAGUUAACUGUCCAUACCGUGUUACUGUAGCCAACUACCAACGUGAUGGACCUCAGGCAAUGUGUAACCAAGAUGGUGCCCCUAACUACUUCCCCAACUCAUUCUCUGGACCCCAAGAGUGCCCAAGAGCUCAACGUCUUCAACCAAGAUACAAUUUGAGUGGUGAUGUUGACAGAUACGACAGUGGCCAAACUGAAGAUAACUUCUCACAGGCUACUGCUUUAUACAAGAAAGUCUUCAGCGAUGCUGAGAAAGAGCGUGCUGUUUCAAACCUUGUGGGCAAUUUGAAGGAUGCUGCUGGUUUUAUUCAAGAACGUGCUGUCAAAUUGUUGACUCAAGUUCAUCCUGACUUAGGUAGUAAGGUAGCUGCUGGUCUCGCACCAUAUAAGAAAUACCAUGCCAACUUGUAAUUGUAAUAACAAACUGAUCAUGGGUGCUAUUUUUAUACAUAUAUAAUUAUGUAAAUGUUGUUUUUACUUGCAUAUAUAUUGUUAUUGGGAAAUGUGGUAGAAAUAUGGCAUAAUAUUUUAUAUACUCGUAUGACAUGUACAUGUUUAUUUUUUUUUCAACAUGUUCAAUAAAGUUUUUAACCCUUA
Molecule: messenger RNA, 1769 nt
Organism: Melitaea cinxia (Glanville fritillary)
Lineage: Eukaryota; Metazoa; Arthropoda; Insecta; Lepidoptera; Nymphalidae
Gene: Cat
Product: catalase-like
Exons: 2
Coding region: 60-1583 (507 amino acids)
Biological process (GO): hydrogen peroxide catabolic process; response to hydrogen peroxide
Cellular component (GO): mitochondrion; cytoplasm; peroxisome
Molecular function (GO): catalase activity; heme binding
Source: RefSeq, a predicted model, not a curated record